AGAAGAUGAGUUUUACCUCUCUGUGCCUAGUCGAAGUAAAGCACCUCCGACACUACUAGUAGCAGAACCUCCUGAUGUACAUACAGAAGCUACUGCAGUAGGUACUCGCACUGGUGGUCGUGAACAAUAUUAUGAAUGCUCCUCACAUCAACUACCUGUACUAGAACGAUCUAAAAAGAGUCGUUUUCACCUUCAGCAGGGUCAAGGUCAUGACCAUCAAUUUGGCUUAGGAUCCGCAGAAACCGAUGGUGCAAUAGCGUGGACAACGAGUGGUGGAAGUCGCGAAAGCGGAGCAUCAGCAUCAAGCGGAGGAUCACUAUCAGCUCUUUCCCGCUUCCUUCCAGCUUACUUUGUAAAUAAUCCCUUUGGAGCUACUUUUGGUAGUACUUCUGGAGCUUCGAG
Molecule: messenger RNA, 402 nt
Organism: Amoebophrya sp. A25
Lineage: Eukaryota; Dinophyceae; Syndiniales; Amoebophryaceae
Source: the annotation of a GenBank genome assembly